Molecule: messenger RNA, 317 nt
Organism: Staurois parvus
Lineage: Eukaryota; Metazoa; Chordata; Amphibia; Anura; Ranidae
Source: the annotation of a GenBank genome assembly
CCGCAGUCUCUGGUCAUCUCCUGUACUAUGUCCGCAGUCUCUGGUCAUCUCCUGUACUGUGUCCGCAGUCUCUGGUCAUCUCCUGUACUGUGUCUGCAGUCUCUGGUCAUCUCCUGUACUAUGUCCGCAGUCUCUGGUCAUCUCCUGUACUGUGUCUGCAGUCUCUGGUCAUCUCCUGUACUGUGUCCUCAUUUGUUCAUAGUUUUUUUUUUUUUUAAAACUAUAGUCCGGUCCUCCAACGGUCUGAGGGACAUAAUAUAAAAAAAAAAAAAAAAAUUUUUUUUUUUUUUUAAUUAUAAUUUUUGGUUAUAAACUAA